This is a messenger RNA of Drosophila innubila, 1288 nucleotides long. RefSeq names its product lipase 1. The coding region runs from base 67 to 1251 and encodes 394 amino acids. Gene Ontology annotation, molecular function: hydrolase activity, acting on ester bonds. The transcript is spliced from 4 exons. Lineage: Eukaryota; Metazoa; Arthropoda; Insecta; Diptera; Drosophilidae. The record is from RefSeq and is a predicted model, not a curated record. Gene Ontology annotation, biological process: lipid metabolic process.
GCUCGGCGUGUCGGAAGUUUGGAGGAAAAAAAACAUGUCUUAAAUUACACUAGGCUACAAAAUAAAAUGCGUGCAAGCAUCUAUUAUCUAUCCAUAUGUGGAAUUGCAGUGCAGCUUACACUGAGUCUCGCUGUCGUCGAUUCCAUCUGUCAGAUAGUGCAGCGCCAUGGGGCAGAGUGUCAAGUGCAUCAAGUGCAAACCGCCGACGGUUAUCAGUUGACAAUGCAACGCAUUCCCCCGCCCCGUAAUCACAGCUGCCCCAUGCUGCAGCCAUUCGUGCUGAUGCACGGCCUAAUCGGCUCGGCUGGCGAUUUUGUGGCAGCGGGUCGCGCAGGCGCUUUGGCAUUCCAGUUGCAUGCGCGUUGCUUUGACGUCUGGCUGCCGAAUGCACGUGGCACGACUCAGUCGCGACGCCACCGCACACUCGCCGCCAGCGAGGCGGCCUUCUGGGAUUUCAGCUGGCACGAGAUUGGCGUCUAUGACUUGCCAGCCAUUGUGGAGCAUGUGCUGCACGUGACGGGUCACCGCAGACUCCACUAUGUGGGCCAUUCGCAGGGCACCACUGUGUUGUUGGUGCUGCUGUCGCAGCGACCCGCUUACAAUGCCAAAUUUGCGAGUGUAUCGCUGCUGGCGCCAGUUGCCUAUUUGCAGCAUUUGAGCAGUCCGCCAUUGCGAUUGCUGGCUAGUGACCCUGGCGGUGUCAUGCUGCUGCUGAAUCAGCUGGGCCUGCACGAGCUUCUGCCGGCCACAUCGCUCACCCAGGUGGGCGGCCAGCUGCUCUGCAGCCCCGCACUGCCGACGUAUGCGCUGUGCAUCCUCAUCACAUCGCUCUAUGUGGGCUUCAGCGAGUAUCCGUUGGAUCGUAACAUAUUUCCACGAAUUCUGGAGACAACACCAGCGGGCAUCUCUCGUGGUCAACUCCUGCACUUCGGGCAGCUCAUCAACAGCGGUAAAUUUCAGCAGUACGACUACCGCUCAACUCAGCUCAAUCUUCAGCACUAUGGACAGACAAGCCCUCCAAGCUAUCAGUUGACAAAUAUCCGCCUCAAUCUGAUGCUCUUCUAUGGAAACCGGGAUGCAUUGUCCAGCCGGAUGGAUGUGCAGCGUUUGGUUCGUGAGCUGAGCAACUGUCGCAUUCAACUCUUCCAGGUGCGCGGAUAUAACCACAUUGACUUCCUCUAUGCGGCCUCAGCACCACAAAGGAUCUACGAACGCAUCAUCCAACAGGCCAUUCGGAUAAAUGGAGUAUAAAAAUUAGUUAAAGUUAACUGAUUCUUGAAUUUACAUU